UAACAUCAUUCGGCACACAACACUCGUUUUAUUUCCUUAGCAAAUAUUAUACUUAUUAGUCCUUUCUCAGCUUGCUUGCAUAGAAAAACAGCAAUGGUGAGCGUUCAGGAAGUUCUCAAAGCUCAACGUGCCGAAGGCCCAGCCACCGUCAUGGCAAUCGGAACGGCAACUCCUCCCAACUGUGUUGAUCAAAGCACCUAUCCUGACUAUUAUUUUCGCGUCACCAACAGUGAACACAAAACAGAGCUUAAAGAGAAGUUCAAGCGCAUGUGUGAAAAGUCUAUGAUCAAAAAACGAUACAUGUACUUGACUGAGGAGAUUUUAAAAGAAAACCCAAGUAUUUGUGAAUACAUGGCUCCUUCAUUGGACGCCAGGCAAGACAUGGUGGUAGUUGAGGUCCCAAAGCUAGGCAAAGAAGCUGCCACCAAGGCCAUUAGAGAAUGGGGUCAACCCAAAUCCAAAAUAACUCACUUGGUGUUCUGCACCACUAGCGGCGUUGACAUGCCUGGUGCUGACUACCAGCUCACCAAGCUCUUGGGUCUUCGUCCUUCUGUUAAGCGUUACAUGAUGUACCAACAAGGAUGCUUUGCUGGUGGCACGGUUCUUCGCCUUGCCAAAGACUUGGCUGAGAACAACAAAGGUGCUCGUGUCCUAGUAGUGUGCUCAGAAAUUACCGCUGUUACUUUCCGUGGUCCUAGUGACACCCAUCUUGAUAGUCUUGUGGGUCAAGCCUUGUUUGGCGAUGGUGCAGCCGCUGUCAUUGUUGGUUCUGACCCUGUGGUCGGAGUUGAGAAGCCCAUGUUUGAAUUAGUUUCUACUGCGCAAACAAUUUUGCCUGACAGUGACGGGGCUAUUGAUGGACAUCUUCGUGAAGUUGGGCUUACAUUUCACCUCUUGAAAGAUGUCCCGGGGCUUAUUUCAAAGAAUAUCGAGAAGAGUUUGGUUGAGGCAUUCAAACCUUUGGGUAUCUCCGAUUGGAACUCCCUUUUCUGGAUUGCACACCCUGGAGGACCUGCAAUUUUGGACCAAGUCGAACUCAAAUUGGGGCUUAAAGAAGAGAAAUUACUUGCCACAAGACAUAUUCUUUCUGAGUAUGGUAACAUGUCAAGUGCAUGUGUCUUGUUUAUUUUGGAUGAAAUGAGAAAGAAAUCGAUUGAAAAUGGAUUCAAGACCACAGGAGAGGGUCUUGAGUGGGGAGUUCUAUUUGGAUUUGGACCUGGGCUUACUGUUGAAACAGUCGUUCUUCACAGUGUUGCUACUGCUUAAAAACUUUGUUUGUUGUAUUGGAACUUCUCUAUCCUUGACCUUUUCUUUUAAUUUUUUUUAUGUUAUUUUGAUUUUUAAUUUUUCUCAAAAGAUGUAUGGUAUAACCAAAUGUAAUUCUAUCACGAAAAUAACACUGAAAUUGCUAUUUUAAUGAAUGAAUUAUUUACAAUUAAUUAUGUAAUUA
Messenger RNA from Mangifera indica (mango), 1450 nucleotides. RefSeq names its product chalcone synthase 1-like. The coding region runs from base 94 to 1266 and encodes 390 amino acids. Gene Ontology annotation, biological process: polyketide biosynthetic process. Gene Ontology annotation, molecular function: acyltransferase activity, transferring groups other than amino-acyl groups. The transcript has 2 exons. The record is from RefSeq and is a predicted model, not a curated record. Lineage: Eukaryota; Viridiplantae; Streptophyta; Magnoliopsida; Sapindales; Anacardiaceae.